Molecule: messenger RNA, 609 nt
Organism: Aspergillus piperis CBS 112811
Lineage: Eukaryota; Fungi; Ascomycota; Eurotiomycetes; Eurotiales; Aspergillaceae
Product: protein transporter TIM23
Exons: 2
Coding region: 1-609 (202 amino acids)
Biological process (GO): protein import into mitochondrial matrix
Cellular component (GO): mitochondrial inner membrane; TIM23 mitochondrial import inner membrane translocase complex
Molecular function (GO): transmembrane protein transporter activity
Source: RefSeq, a predicted model, not a curated record
AUGUCGAACAUCUGGGACUCCAUCACCGGUCGCAAACAACCCAAGGGCUCCGAGGCCACCGCAUCAGCACCAGAUGCUACCAGCUUCCUAGCCGAUCUUCCCGACCCCUCUCAGCUCCAUCCCCUCGCCGGCCUGAACCAAGAUACCCUCGACUACAUCACCCUCGAAGACUCCGCGCUCGACCAAACACCCGGAUCGCGCUCUGUGCUGCCCUCCCGUGGAUGGUCCGAUGAUCUCUGCUAUGGAACAGGAACGACUUACCUUGCUGGUUUGACUCUUGGUGGUGCCUGGGGUCUGGCGGAGGGACUGAAGAAGACGCCCGUCACCGCUCCGCCAAAGAUCCGCCUCAACGGUGCUCUCAACUCCAUUACGAGACGAGGACCUUUCCUCGGUAACUCGGCUGGUGUGGUCGCGAUGGUCUACAACGGGUUUAACUCCGGUCUGGGCUACGCGAGGGGUAAGCACGAUGCUGCUAACAGCAUUGUGGCGGGUGCGUUGAGUGGAAUGGUCUUCAAGAGCACGAGGGGUCUUAAGCCUAUGGUGAUUUCGGGUGGUAUCGUUGCUGGCAUUGCUGGUGGUUGGACUGUCCUGAGCAAGGCUAUCCUGUAA